AAGAUACCAAACGUAUUUAAACUUUAUGUCAUAUCUUGUGGUGAUACUUCAAUCAUGGACCACGUCAAAAUCCGACGGUUUCACCAGAAUUAGCAAAGGACAGAUCUAAGAAAUGGAAGAAGAGUUGAGAAACUUAAGCAAGGUAUGGAUCUAUGCCUUGUUCUCCAUCUCUUAUUGUUAUUUCAUAUCAUCUAGAAUCUCCAAGGGUAUUCUUCGUCUCCUUUCCAUUCUUCCAGUCUGCAUUCUGUUUCUUGUUCUUCCUCUGUUCCUCUCUUCUCUGCACUUUAGCGGCAGUUCAACUCUUUUCCUCUCAUGGCUCGCAAAUUUCAAUCUUCUUCUCUUCGCUUUUGAUCAAGGACCUUUAUGUCCACUUCCCUCAAAUAUAUGCCGCUUCUUCUGCUUUGCUUGUUUCCCCAUCAAAGUCAGACAGAAAGCAUCUCCAAAUGCGAUCACGAAUCGUAAGAAUGAACCUAUGCCUGAAUGGGUUUUUGCUGUCAAGGUUUUGGUCUUUGGCGUCUUGUUACAUGUUGAAUACAAGGACGUUUUGCCUCGGUUUGUUGUUUUGGCUCUAUAUUGUCUCCAUAUUUACCUUGAGGUGGAACUUGUUCUGGUGUUUGUCGGGGCAGUUGUAUCUACUCUUCUCGGCUGUGACAUUGAGCCGGUUUUCAACGAGCCCUAUCUAGCCACCUCUCUACAGGACUUCUGGAGCCGCAGAUGGAACCUUAUGGUUUCAGCUGUCCUACGCUCAGCCGUCCACAUUCCGGUGCAGCGUUUUUUCACACGCUUUUUCAGAGCAAACAUAGCUGUGUUGGUCGGGGUCAUGGCCUCGUUCCUUGUCUCGGGACUGAUGCAUGAGUUGAUCUACUUUUACGCAAUCCGUUUGCCUCCAACUUGGGAGGUAACUUGUUUCUUUGUGUUGCAAGGUGUUGCCACUACUUCAGAGAUAGUGGUGAAGAGAACACUGCGGUGGACGCCACCGCACCGGGCUGUUUCGGGUCUAGCGGUUAUGGCGUUUGUGAGCGUGACGGGCGUUUGGCUCUUCCUCCCUCAACUGCUGAGAAAUAAUGUUCAUGAGAGAGCGACUAGCGAAUGUUUGUUGGUUAUUGACUUUGCCAAACGCAAGUUGUUCAUUUCUUCUUCAUGAUCCUUUGUUUUUUUUUAUACAGCGACUUAUACUAAUAGCAAAGCAACCAAACUAAAAAAUUAUAUUCAGUGUGUGAAAAUGUUCUUGGAAGUGUGAGACACGUUGUGCAGGAAAAAAGUUGGAUUGUGGGUCGUGGGCAAUGCAA
Messenger RNA from Brassica oleracea var. oleracea, 1289 nucleotides. Its product is annotated as probable long-chain-alcohol O-fatty-acyltransferase 1. NCBI's taxonomy places the organism in Eukaryota, Viridiplantae, Streptophyta, Magnoliopsida, Brassicales, Brassicaceae. The record is from RefSeq and is a predicted model, not a curated record. Gene Ontology annotation, biological process: lipid metabolic process.